AAACGUUAGACUUUAGAAGUUUAGAGUAACAAACUAGUUCUAUCACGACUCAAAUGUGACUCAGACCGGCCCUCUUUGAUGGCUCCUUAAUUCCGGGGGAAUCGAAUUUCACCGGUGGAGUUUUCUUUUUUACUUUCAACAGUCUGUUGAGCCUAUUUUAUUCAGAGUCGCGCAGAGACGACAUCCGACUUAUUUCUUAAAUGUAGGCAGAUAUGGAUACCGCAAAUCACAGCCCGCUAAGCUUCGAAAUAUAUGACUUACCGCAGCAACCUCCCCAGUUUUUAUUGUUUUUACAUGUUACAUCAUUGAUGAGCCUUAACAUUUAAGUCAAUUCCAAUUUCUAACUGAAGAAACACGAACGUUCUAAUAUAUGUUCUUAAAUUAAAAAAAAAAAAAUUAAAAAUAUAAAAAAAUCGCCCUUUCACCAAUGGCUCAAGCUCAAAUCAGAUGUGGGGAUCAAGAUUGGAGUCAAACGUUACCCCUAAAGAAAUUCUAUUGAAAUUAUCAAAACAUGCUAUCAUUAAAGCAAUAACAUUUGGAAAAACUGGAAAAAGUCACCUCUGUAGCCUACGUCGGUUUAAAAUAUACGGUGGCCUUACAGUCUGUAAUAUGAUAGAAUUAGUUGAAGGUUCGUUGAACAGCGAGGAUAAGGAAGAGGCUUUCAUGUUAAAACAUGCCCUUGGAGGAAAUCCUUUCGCCUGUCGUUAUAUAAAAAUUAUUCCUCUGCAGUGUUGGGGAACAUCUCCAACCCUUUAUUAUUCAAUUUGUUCAUUUGAAUUGACAGGUGUUGAUCAAUGGGACAUUGUAAAACAUGCUAUGGAUUGUGUGAGAAAGUAUACUGAUGAACAAUCCAUUAAAUUAUGUAUGAAAUAUCUCCGAAGCAUGAAUUUCAAAGAAACAUUUCGGUGUUUGGAACAAGAAUCUAAAAUGAAAAUUGAACAUCCAUCUCUUGAAAUGUUGUUCCAUUUAGUGAAUGAGGGGUUGUAUGAUGAAGUAGAAGAUUUUAUCACCCGAGCCUCGAACAAUGGUUUGUUCAACAAUCACUUAUCAACUCUUGUAUUUUAUCCUUCGUGGGUCAACAUGGAAUUGACAAAACCAAGACCUGGUAUGCGAGGGGGGCAUCAGAUGUGUGUCGAUAUUAAAAGUGGUCACAUAUAUUUACAUGGGGGAUGGGAUGGAUACCAGGAUAUUAAUGAUCUAUGGAUCUUUGAUAUUGCCAAUAAAAAGUGGAACAUGGUAUCGUACGAUACUCGUGUUGAGGGAGGCCCUGGCCCUAGAUCUUGUCACAAAAUGUGUUUGGAUUAUGAAAGAAGAGAAAUAUAUGUUUUAGGCAGGUAUCUGGAUCUGCAGAGUCGCAACACAGAGAAUUUGAAGGCUGACUUUUAUGUUUACCAUAUAGAUAAGAAUCGUUGGCGUUUGAUAAGUAGUGAUACUCAGGCUGAAGGUGGUCCACAGUUGAUUUAUGACCAUCAAAUGUGUAUAGAUAUUCAUAAGAGAUUUCUUUACAUUUUUGGUGGCCGUAUAUUGACAUCAGACAUGGAACAAGAAUCUUCUGUGCACGAUAGAAAUAAUUCAACCAAGAUUGAAACAGGAAAUGAUAAUGUACUGUACUCAGGGAUGUAUUGCUAUGAUAUUACUAAUAAUGUUUGGACUCAUUUAUGUAAAGAUGUUGCAUCUCAAGAUCCCUCUCCAAUUCCUGUGAUUAAAUCUAGAAUUGGUCAUUCAAUGCUUUUUCAUCCGGUUACAGACAAACUAUACAUUUUUGCAGGACAUAGAAAUAAAACGUAUCUAAAUGAUUUCUUUUCCUACAAUAUUGUCACAAAGAAAUUUGAGUAUAUCAGUGAUGGCUGCCACAAGUUCUGUAAUAAUUUUCCUGCAUCAGGUUUUACUCAGCGAGCUACAAUUGAUCCUAAUUUAAAUGAAAUUUAUGUUUUGACGGGUUUCAGUAAGGAGAGAUUGGACAAUAGUCUGCAAAACACUUUUUGGUCGUAUUCAAUUAACAAAGAUGAGUGGACUUGCUUGUAUACCAGCCUUAAAGUAGCUACAGCUUAUUGGCACCGUGAACAAUAUAUUGAACCUUGUCCCAGGUUCGCACAUCAACUUGUGUAUGAUUCAGUUAACAAGCUACAUUUUUUGUUUGGUGGUAAUCCGGGAAUUUUACGUCUGCCUAGAAUAAGGCUUGAUGAUCUAUGGAGACUAUCAUUUAACCGUCCAACAAAUGAAGAAAUUUUGGCUCAGUUAAAACUUAUUAUAAGAAAGACAAAAUUUCAAGAGUUAAUACAUGUAGACAAAGUUCAAGCAAUAAUUUUCCUUCAGAAUGAAGUCUCAGUUUUGAUAAAACAAGAAAACGAAGUUGAAAUAGAAAAGCUCCCCAAAUUGAUUGAGUCUGUUUUCCAUGACUGCAAAUUUGAUAAUGAAAAUGACUGCAUUCACGAAAUAAGAAUAAAUCUAUUUGAAACAUUAUCAAGCUAUUUCCCAGAAGAAAUGGCUCAGCCAAGAAGGAAUAUAGGCGAUGGCUUAGUAAUGUAAAAUAUCUGUGAAAGGACAGUAAAACACAUUUUAUUUUUUUUGAUAUAUAUAUAUAAAUUUUAUUUAUCGUAGAAUAUGAGUUAUCAAUGUCAAUCAUAAUUAUAAUCAUUUUUAUUGUGUUCUACGUUUGUGUCUUUUGUAAAUAUAAUAGCAACAGGAAUAAAUGUUAGUAAUUAAUUAUUGUUUCAAAUUUGUGAAAACCUGCAAUGUUAAGUUCAAUUUUUCUAUAUUAUGGGUGUAUUUUGAAACCAGAUAUGAGAUUUUGUAUAUAAGUAUGUUUGUAUAUACUAAUUUACUAUUGAAAUAAUACUUCAUUAAAUUAUUAUUAUCAAUUUAAAUAAUAAUAACUUUAAAGAACUGAAUACUUUGUUGAAGAUUCAGUUACAAUUAUGACUUAAAUAAUUGAUUAUACAUUUUUACUAUAAAGCUUAAUGUGGAAUAACCCAAAUUGUGUUCAAAACUACAUCUGUAAUUACUACAAUUUUAGAAUUUAAUUAAUGAGAGAUAAUUUGUGGCUGUGAGUAUUAUAAUUAUUACCAAUAAACAAAUUUAAAGUAA
Messenger RNA from Cimex lectularius (bed bug), 3087 nucleotides. RefSeq names its product muskelin (gene muskelin). The record is from RefSeq and is a predicted model, not a curated record. Lineage: Eukaryota; Metazoa; Arthropoda; Insecta; Hemiptera; Cimicidae. The coding region runs from base 448 to 2529 and encodes 693 amino acids. The transcript is spliced from 16 exons. Gene Ontology annotation, molecular function: protein binding. Gene Ontology annotation, cellular component: cytoplasm.